Messenger RNA from Aethina tumida (small hive beetle), 1916 nucleotides. RefSeq names its product cell division control protein 6 homolog (gene Cdc6). The record is from RefSeq and is a predicted model, not a curated record. NCBI's taxonomy places the organism in Eukaryota, Metazoa, Arthropoda, Insecta, Coleoptera, Nitidulidae. Gene Ontology annotation, biological process: mitotic DNA replication checkpoint signaling; cell division; DNA replication initiation. The coding region runs from base 151 to 1821 and encodes 556 amino acids. The transcript has 3 exons. Gene Ontology annotation, molecular function: DNA replication origin binding; ATP hydrolysis activity. Gene Ontology annotation, cellular component: nucleus.
AGGCGCGAAAGUGCAUCUACCUGUCCAAAUGUAAUUUUGAUGGCUCAACGGUUUUCCUAUUAACAAUAGACUAAGUAAUUUAUACCAUUGUCGUCUUACAAACCGUCGGUCCUAGUGCAGUGCUGUGAUAUAAUCGUUUUCAUUCAUUUUAUGAACAAAUCUCACGUUUCCGAAAACAUGACACGAAUUCAGACCAGAGCAUCGAGGAGAUUAUCGAAUUUGCCCCCGGAAGAGACUGAAUUACCGAAAACCAGACCAAAGAGGCAGAAAUCGAGGCCCAUAAUCGUGCUCAGCGACGACAGCGAUGAAGAAACGUUCACCACCAUCAACCCCAGGACCCCCAAAAAGGAGAAGUCCCGCAUUUCCGACGUGGACUUGCACGAACUCAGUCCCGUCACACCGCCGAAGCAAAAACGCGUAGUCAAAAACAUAAUAAACAACGAAAAUGUGCCUCAAACCCCUUCGUCGUUGCUCAAAAACCUCACUCUGACCAGCCCCACAUUCAAAAACAACUUGAAGCAAUCAGCUGAGAAGGACAAGGCGAACAGACGGAGUUUGUUCCCGGAAAAUGAAGAGCCCAGCGUUUACCAGAGUGCCAGAAAGGCUUUGCACAGCACAUUCCCAACAAAAAUGCCCGGUCGAGAGAAGGAACAUGAGGAGCUCAGGGACUUUAUCACCACACAUUUGAGGGAUAAAACUUCUGGGUCUUUGUAUGUCAGUGGCCCACCAGGAACUGGAAAGACUGCAUCUUUAAAUUUAAUUUUAGAGGAGGAUAAUAUUGCCUCUAAGUUUAAAGAAGUUUAUGUUAACUGCACAGCUAUUAAAUCAGCCACUGCCAUUUAUGCUAGGAUUAAUAAAGAAUUGGGUGUAAAAACCUCAGGAAAGACUGAAAAAGAAAAUCUUGCAGCCAUUGAAAAUUAUUUGAAAAAGGAUCAUAAAAUGAUAUUGCUAGUCCUUGAUGAGAUUGACCAGCUGGAAAGCAAAAAUCAGUCGAUUCUCUACACAAUAUUUGAGUGGCCCUCAAAGCCAGACUCAAAAUUAAUUUUGAUAGGAAUCGCCAACGCUUUAGAUUUGACUGAUAGAACAUUACCUCGACUACAAGCUCGCUGCGAAUUAAAACCGAGACUGAUGCACUUUGCUCCCUACACCAAACAACAGAUAGUUGAAAUAUUCACCACUCGAUUGAAGGAGGCCGGCGUUUUGGAGGUGUUUUCGCCCAUCGCCCUGCACAUGCUGGCUGGCAAAGUGGCUGCAGUAUCCGGUGAUGUUAGGAGGGCUUUGGACAUUGGCAGGAGGGUCAUAGAACUUGUAGACAACAACAAAGAUGGUUCUGUAUUGAAACCCUUAGAGAAUUUGGCUAAUGAAUUGGUGGAUAAUGAAAAGAUUACCCCUGAGGAAGUCAAACCAAAGGCUGUGGACCUCAAAGAGGUUGUGAACGUUUUAAACAACGUAUAUGGCACAUCUCAGAAUUUGACCGAAGACCAAGACGAUUCGUUCCCGCUACAACAGAAAAUUAUUGUUUGUUCUCUGCUUCUGAUUCUAAAGAAGGCAAAGAACAAGGAUGUGACAGUUGGGAAGCUUCAUGAAGUCUACAGAAGAGUUUGCACCAAGAGGAACUUACUGGCUGUUGAUCAGGCAGAGUUUGUGGGUCUCUGUUCACUUAUUGAAACAAGAGGUAUUAUUAAAGUGUCGGGACGAAAGGAGCCAAGAUUGCAUAAGGUCAACCUUGAGUGGGAUGAAGAGGAAGUCGGCAAUGCACUGAAGGAUAAACACUUAAUUUCUACUAUUUUACAAGACGCGACUUGUUUAGGCAAGCUUUAAUGUUUUUAUUUUGAUUAAUAUUAUAUGAUAAAUAUUUAUUUAUACAAGAUGUAAAUGCUAUAAUUUUAGUAUUAGAAUAAAUUUGUUUUAUUUUA